AUGGCUGCUCCCGAUGUCCACCACCUUUUCCACAACCCCAUCGCCGACCACUCCUUCUCGGCAGACCACAGCGUCCUCGCCGUGGCUCGCGACACCGCCGUCGAGCUCUAUGGCCGCGUCGGAAACGCCUUCAAGCUCAAGGACGAGCUCAAGGGCCAUGACAAGACGGUUACGAGUGUUGACAUUGCGCCCAGAAGCGGCCGCAUCGUGACGUGCUCUCAAGACCGUAACGCGCUGGUCUGGGAACCCUCGCCCACCGGCUACAAGCCAACACUCGUGCUCCUCCGAAUCAGCCGUGCCGCGACCUUCGUUCGCUGGUCGCCCUCGGAGACCAAGUUCGCUGUCGGGUCUGGCGAUCGCGUCAUCGCCAUCUGCUACUUCGAAGAGGAGAACGACUGGUGGGUGUCCAAGCACCUCAAGAAGCCCAUCCGCAGCACCAUCACGAGCGUUGCCUGGCACCCCAACUCGGUUCUCCUCGCCGCCGGCUCCACCGAUGCCCACGCCCGCGUCUUCUCGAGCUUCAUCAAGGGCGUCGACACCAAGCCCGAGCCGAGCCCCUGGGGUGAGCGCCUGCCCUUCAACACCGUCUGCGGCGAGUUCUUGAACAACUCGGCUGGCUGGGUGCACUCGGUCGCCUUCUCCCCGAGCGGCAACAGCCUUGCUUUUGCGGCGCACGACAGCAGCGUCACCGUCGUCUACCCCAGCGCGCCGGAGCAGCCGCCCAAGGCUAUCCUCACCAUCUCGACCCAGCUACUGCCCUUUAAGAGCUUGCUCUGGAAGAGCGAGGAUGAGAUCAUCGCCGCCGGCUACGACUGCGAAGCCUUCCGCUUCCAGGGAGGCGAGGGCGGCUGGCAGCUCGUUGGGCCGGUCGAGGUCAAGAGCAGCCACGGCGCGGGCCAGGAGCGGGAGGAGUCGGCGCUCAACAUGUUCCGGCAGAUGGACCUGAAGGGCAAGAUCAAGGACGACACUCAGCUCAAGACGGUCCAUCAGAACACGGUGACGACCAUUCGACCCUUUGAGUCGUCUGGUGGCCGUGUCACCAAGUUUAGCUCGAGCGGCGUCGAUGGGCGAGUGGUGAUCUGGAAUGCCUAG
Messenger RNA from Purpureocillium lilacinum, 1092 nucleotides. RefSeq lists its product as uncharacterized. Gene Ontology annotation, biological process: Arp2/3 complex-mediated actin nucleation. Lineage: Eukaryota; Fungi; Ascomycota; Sordariomycetes; Hypocreales; Ophiocordycipitaceae. The record is from RefSeq and is a predicted model, not a curated record. Gene Ontology annotation, molecular function: actin filament binding. Gene Ontology annotation, cellular component: actin cytoskeleton; Arp2/3 protein complex.